This is a messenger RNA of Cydia strobilella, 848 nucleotides long. RefSeq names its product small ribosomal subunit protein eS4 (gene RpS4). Gene Ontology annotation, cellular component: cytosolic small ribosomal subunit; ribosome. Gene Ontology annotation, molecular function: RNA binding; structural constituent of ribosome. The coding region runs from base 20 to 811 and encodes 263 amino acids. The transcript is spliced from 6 exons. NCBI's taxonomy places the organism in Eukaryota, Metazoa, Arthropoda, Insecta, Lepidoptera, Tortricidae. The record is from RefSeq and is a predicted model, not a curated record. Gene Ontology annotation, biological process: translation.
AUGUAUCAAGAACUCAAACAUGGCUCGCGGCCCCAAAAAGCACUUGAAGCGUCUGAACGCGCCUAAGGCAUGGAUGUUGGACAAGCUUGGAGGCGUGUACGCGCCGCGGCCGAGCACGGGCCCGCACCGGCUGCGCGAGUGCCUGCCGCUCGUGGUGUUCCUGCGCAACAGGCUGAAGUACGCGCUGACCGGCGACGAGGCGCUGCGCAUCGUGAAGCAGCGGCUCGUGCGCGUGGACCACCGCGUCCGCACCGACCCCACCUACCCCGCCGGAUUCAUGGAUGUGGUGUCGAUUGAGAAGACCAAUGAACUGUUCCGUCUGAUCUACGACGUGAAGGGACGCUUCACCAUCCACCGCAUCACUCCCGAGGAGGCCAAGUACAAGCUGUGCAAGGUCCGCCGCGUGGCCACGGGUCCCAAGGCCGUGCCGAUGCUGAUCACGCACGACGGCCGCACGCUGCGCUACCCCGACCCGCUCAUCAAGGUCAACGACUCCGUGCAGCUCGACAUCGCCACCGGCAAGAUCAUGGACUUCAUCAAGUUCGAGUCCGGAAACUUGUGCAUGAUUACUGGCGGAAGAAAUUUGGGUCGUGUGGGCACCAUCGUGUCCCGCGAGAGACAUCCCGGCUCCUUCGACAUCGUGCACGUCAAGGACACCACCGGACACACCUUCGCCACUAGGUUGAACAACGUGUUCAUCAUCGGCAAGGGCACGAAGGCGUACAUCUCGCUCCCUCGCGCUAGAGGAGUGCGGCUCACCAUCGCGGAGGAGCGAGACAAGCGCAUCGCCGCCAAGCAGCAGGCCAGCUAGGUUAAGCCCACAAUCUAAAUAAAAACAUUAAAACCGA